This is a messenger RNA of Symbiodinium natans, 1821 nucleotides long. Lineage: Eukaryota; Dinophyceae; Suessiales; Symbiodiniaceae. The record is from the annotation of a GenBank genome assembly.
AUGGACUCCUUGCAGGCUCUAGCAAUGACAGAGUCGACUAGUAGCAGCAGCGCCAGAAAGAGACAGCGCGAGAUCCGCGAUGCCGUGCUGCCUUGUUUGGGCCACGCCGGCACGAACGCUGGUCACGUUGACCGAACGCUUCAGCGUUUGCACCAGGCCGGGAUCGUGGAGAAGCCUCCAAGCAAAGGUUCGGUGCGACAUCGUGACUACCGCAUCCGAAAGGACUGGCUACAAGAAACAACAAUGACAGCGACACUGCCCCUCACUGAUGAUCGGGAGCACCAGUGGCCAGUGGUGGAUGUCUUGAAGGCCACCGAGGCCAUGGCUGAAGCGAACCCCGCUUACGGAAAAAAGCUACUGGAAGCGGUUUUCCGCGUUGGUCAGGAGACCAGCAUAAUAUUAUACUGCGAUGAGGCCACGCCUGGAAAUCCCCUAGCCCCAUGCGUGCAGCGCAAGGCGUACUUGUUCUACAUUGGCUACAAAUGUAUGAGGCCCAGGCCUGGUUCCUGGACCACUGUGGCUGCGCUGCCUUCCAACCUCUUGAUUGAUGUCAUAGGCGGCGUCGCUGGUGCAACCACAGUUUUGCUACGAGCCCUGACGCCUUGCUGGAACGGUCGCACACUGCUGAUAGCAGGCCAGCGUAUAUUUUGCAAGCUGCGCCUGGAGGCUUUUUCUGGAGAUGAAGCUGGUCUAGCAGCGUGCCUGGCUGCAAAAGGGGCAUCCGGUAGACGACCGUGUUGGCUGUGCUCCAACCUCAUCUCGAAGCUAUGCCGUGAUCAGUUGCUUGAGAGGGGGCAGGCAAAUGUGCUGAACAAGUUCGUGACCAUUGACGAAGCUGCGCUCUCGAAGAUCUCAGCAAAAAUCUGGGAUGGAGACACGAACCGCGAGGAGCCCUGGCACAGCCAGAACUGCGAAGUUUGUAUGCUGCUGCAGGCCUUCAACCAGCAAGGACUGAGCAACCAGGCCCUGCAGGAGCAGCUGAGCGCUCCACUGGAGUUUCUGCACAACCGCCCAAAGUUGAGAACUCUGGACAAGAACUUCUUUUCAGAAAAAUUAUGGAAAGCAGAUGGGCAGGAUCAAGUGGCCAUGAUGCCACUGCUUCAUUUUUACAUCGUCUCCGUCCUCGAUGUUGCCAUCAAAGACAAGCUCUCUGAGCAAGUACACUGCUUCCAGCUGCUGUGCAAGCGGGUUUUUUAUCUGGAAGCGCUUCGCAUGAGCAGGGACAGUGCACUACUUCCCUUGCUGGAGUCAGCGGAGAAAGAACACCACGAGGCAUUUGCGACUGUGUGGGGCCUCGCAGAAAUGAGACCGAAGCAUCACUACAGCCGACAUCAGGUGCAGCAGUUUCGCCAACAUGACGAGAUUAUAGACACCAUGAACACUGAGCGAAGACAUCAGAUCUACAAGACACUCUGCAACAACAAAAUCAAAGAUGUCAGGCACUUGGAGUGGGCUGUACUUGCUGGCUCCUUCUUUAACGAAAAGGAAGUCUUGGAGGCUGCGACAUGGAAUCUGUGCGUCACGACAGUGGAAAAUGGUCGAAAGGCUGCUGUGUGUGCCUGGCGUCGAUACAUCGUGGGCAAUCCUAUCGUUGUGUCAAACCUGGAGACGUGUGGGGUUAUUGAAGACGUGCAGCAAACAGAAGCAGGAACCCUCUUGGUGCUCGCGAUGUACAACCUGGCUGCAGUGAUCGACACAGGAAUCAUGCAGUGGACGCGCAGUGAUGUACAAAGAAGCCUCGAGAUUGCGGAGGACCAGAGAAACGUCCUCCUGCCUGCGUGCUGGAAGUUCGCCGGGCCGUCGCUACUGACGUUGUGGUGA